AUGCCUUCCGCAACUUUGAACGGUGUUCGUUCAUUAACCAACAACAAAGAUCCUGCAGCGACUGGUAAUUCCGUUUUCAAUGUCAUGCCUUCAGACUCCGAGCGUAUUCACAACCUGACGAACCUUGACCCCCCGUAUCCCUCGGAGUCUCUCACGUUCCUUCGAACCCUCCGAGCACAACGCGACAUAGACUCCAAUGUUUCUACAACACCAGAACAAGCCCGCCUCAAGUUAGAAAUCACUAUAGUCGGUGCAGGCCUGGGUGGAAUCGCUACUGCCAUUGCGCUCGCCAGGCGCGGACAUUCUGUUCUUAUAUUGGAGCAAGCGCCGGAGCUCGGCGAGGUGGGUGCGGGUAUUCAAAUACCCCCCAACUCCGGUCGAUUGCUCCGAAAAUGGGGAGUCUCGAAGCAUCUACAGAAGUCUGCCGUGCAGCCAGAGAGUAUUAACUUUCGACGGUGGCAGGAUGGCAGCGUUAUUGGAUAUACGGAUCUCGGUUCGGAGUUCAAGACACUCUAUGAAGAGCCAUACCAGGUGGUGCAUCGGGCACACUUCCACGACGCCCUUUACCAAAGAGCAGUCGAGCUGGGAGUCAAGGUCAAACUCAACAGCAGAGUAGUAGAGUAUGACGCAGAAGGUGCAGCUGUCGUGUUGGAGGACGGCUCCAUCGUAAAAUCCGACCUUGUGAUCGCGGCUGAUGGAGUGAAAUCCGUGGCUAGAUCACUAAUACACCCACAAGGAAACCACGAGCCGCGCCUGAGUGGUUUUGCUGCCUACCGUGCGACAGUCGACGUCUCCAAGAUGAGGUCCGACCCUGAAAUCGCGCAGAUUAUCGAAAGGCCAUCGUUAAACAUUUGGAUCGGCGAGGAUCGUCACAUUAUGACAUACACCAUCGCUGGCGGCAACUCGUUCAACAUGGUACUGUCACACAAGGAUCUCUCUGACCCCUCUACGUGGGUACAGGAGUCUGCAGUCGAGAACAUGAAGAAAGAGUUCUCUGGAUGGGACCCGAAGCUGAUAAUUUUGGGUGACGCUGCGCAUGCCAUGCUGCCAUACAUGUCAGAAGGAGCGGCAAUGGCGGUUGAGGACGGUGCCGCCAUUGCCGUCGCCAUUAAUCGAUUACACUCAACCAAGGAGUUGCGAUUUGCCCUUAAAACAUUUGAAGUGGAACGCAUCAAACGAAGCGGUGAUAUGGUUGAUGCCAGCGCAAUCAACGGUAUAUUGUGGCAUUUUGCUGACGGUCCGGAGCAGCAGGCUCGGGAUGCGGCAAUGCGAGCAGAGGUUGAAGGGCGGUCAUUCAGUAGCAGUGCGAACCAGUGGAGUGACCCCGUCACACAAAACUGGGCUUACGGUUACGAUGCGGAAAAGGCAAUGCAAGACGCGUGGGACCAAGCAGUCAGUGACCUAAUUGCCGAAAGGGUAUAG
Molecule: messenger RNA, 1422 nt
Organism: Neoarthrinium moseri
Lineage: Eukaryota; Fungi; Ascomycota; Sordariomycetes; Amphisphaeriales; Apiosporaceae
Exons: 5
Coding region: 1-1422 (473 amino acids)
Biological process (GO): secondary metabolite biosynthetic process
Molecular function (GO): FAD binding; monooxygenase activity
Source: RefSeq, a predicted model, not a curated record